AUGGCGCGCAGUCGACCACCGGCUCCGACCGCAGCGUCACAACACCGGACGGCCUUUCCGCGACUGUCAGCGUUCCUCGUCGGCCUCUCGCUCACCAGUCUCGCCAUCUGUCUCGCGAUAUACCGAUCCUACGUCGCGACGCAGCCGUACUACCCGCCGGGAUCGUUGCCGGAGGAUGCGCGAGGGGGAGGGGCUGGCUCGUGCAGGAUGAGCUUCAUGUCGCCGGCCUACAUGCAUCUUUCGGGAUUCGGGAGGGAGUUUACGAGACUGGGGAACGGGCCGUGGGGGCUGUACCUGUACCGCGAGGCGGGGUGGGACGACAAUCCGUUCGUCGAGGAUGGACGAGGCGGCCAGAAGCUUCAGCUCUCCGGCACGCCCGUCCUGUUCGUCCCAGGAAACGCAGGCAGCUUCAGGCAGGUCAGGAGUCUGGCGAGCGCGGCGAGUCGGGCGUGGUUCGAGGUGCCAGGCGUGCCGCGGAAGGGCGUAGGAACGCGAGAAGGCGGAGCCAGUCUCGACUUCUUCACCCUCGACUUCAACGACGACUUCUCCGCCUUCCACGGCCAGACUCUCCUCGACCAGGCCGAAUACACCGCCGACUGCAUCCGAUACAUCCUCAGCCUGUACGCCCACCAUGAAGACGAAGCGACAGGCCGAAACCGCCGCCCUGAUCCGACAGCCGUCAUUGUCGUUGGCCACUCGAUGGGCGGGGUCGUCGCGCGAGCAGCCUUCCUCAACCCGAACUACCAGUCGCAUUCCAUUUCAACCCUCAUCACCUUCGCAACUCCCCAUGUCGUCCCGCCUGUCACCGUCGACGCAGGGGUCGACCGCGUCUACGAGGCGAUCAACUCGUACUGGCGGGACGCUUACGAGCUUUCGACGUCGCCAACGUCGAGCUUCACCGCCAUCGAACCGCCUUCUCCAGCCCUCGCCAGCUUCCGCGCCCCUCCCCACGAAGAAUUGCGCGACCUCGUCCUUAUCUCGAUCGCGGGCGGUUUAUCAGAUGUCACCAUCGCAUCCGAGUCUGUCUCGCUCGCCUCACUCCUGCCUGUCGACGGCUCAAACGGCUUCACCGUCUUCACCACGGCGAUUCCAGGCGUUCAGACGCCGAUCGACCACCUCGCCAUCCUAUGGUGCCAGCAACUUAUGCAGACAGUUGCGCAAGGCCUGCUGGCGAUCGUCGACGUCCGGCGAGCCUCGGGUGUCUCGUCACGGGAGGAGCGGGUGGCAGAGCUCGGCAGACGAUGGCUCGGCAGCCUCGAGCUCCCGCCGAAGGAGGACUCGUCUGCGCGGAGAGUCGCGCUGGACGCUGUCGUGCGCGGUCAGAGCAGCACGCAGCUGAAGGUCGGCGAGAGGCUUGUCGUCCGGCCGGACGACGUUAUCGCAGGUCGACGAACCUACAUCCUCCCCGUCCCGCCUACGAGAACCUACACUGGCCCUCGCGUCUUUAGACUCCUGACGUCCGCAUCUAUUGGACGCCGUAAGGACGACUUCGUUGAGGUGUGGGCCUGCGAAGCGAGCGGCAGCACACGGCAACAGCCCGACAACGACAAAGGUCGCAGCGCGCUUGACGAGACCGAGGGAUCCCCUUGCACCGCUCUGUACCCUCGCCACGUCACGACUCUGCCCUCGUCGCCGCAUUCGAGUGUCUCGCCCAUCCUACCGGCCCCGGUCGAGCACGGCUCGAUCUCGCUCGUCUCGCUCGACGCGCAGCAGCUGGAGGGAAAGGAAGCGAUUGCAGUCGUCGUCAAAGAGGGUGGUUCGCCGUGGGUGCUGGCGGAGUUCGCAGAUGCGGAGAAGAGCAUCCACGUAGUCGAGAAGGGAGCUCUCCACCUCCUGCUGAACGGCUACAAGCUGGAAGCGCUGCCGGCGACUCCAGCGAUGGUGUCGGAGGUCUGGCUUCCCGCGCUCGACACGUCGCUCCUCACGCUCAAGCUUCGGGUCUACCGCAGCGAAUGCCAAGAACACACCUCGCUUUUCGCCCCUCUCCUGCGACAAUACUCGUCCACCGUCCAUGAGUCCAAGUACUUCCCGAAUGUCCGCCUCGCCUCGCUCUACACGCACUCGUCGGGCCCUUAUCUGCCUCCAGCCUCUUCCCCUUUCUCCGCCUCCGGCACCCGUCUUCAGUUCUUCCUCGACCCAACCUGUGCGCGACCGGCUGGACCAGGCGAGACGGCCGACUUGGCCCUCGAGAUUAGCGUCGACGUCUGGGCAACACUCGGCGCGCUCGUUGUGCGGUACAGGAUGGCGAUGGUGACCGUUCCCUUUGCUUUCGCGAUGUUCGUCCUCGGCAGGCAGAUCCGGGAGUACAACGGUGGAGCUCCCUUCCCGACUUUCGGCGCUGCCCUCUCAAAUGUCUCCCGGCGAACCUUCCCUCUCCUCCUUGCCGGCCUGCUCGUCCUCUCCUACAUCCAGUCAAUCGCCCUCAGCGGUCACAUGGCCUCGCGCGACCACCUCGCAUCCGUCGAACCGGCUCACCAUCGCCACUCGCACCUCUCCCUUCCGCCAAGCUGGCUCGCCAAUCUCAUGCUCGGCAACUCGGGCAGCUUCUGGGCGCCGCUCGUGCCCAUACUCGCCUUCGCUAUCCUCAGCGUCGUCGUGUUCGAGUAUGUCGCGCUGUCAGCCAUUGUUGGCGGCGUUGCCUGGAGCAUUCGCCAACUACAGGCGCGGGGUCCUGCUCGGUUGCGGCCUUUCGUAACCCUCGCGGACACACCCGACACGCUCCCCUUGCAACGGGUGCUCACGAUGAUCGUCCUCCUCCUACUCGUCCUCUUUUUCGCGCCCUACCAGUUCGCCUACCUCGUCAUUGUGCUCGUUCACCUCUUCUCAACGAUCCGGUGCCUCGUCUUGGCGCAAGAAGCGGCACCGGCCUCGACACCUUCCGCUUCAGCAGGACCGUCAUCCGCCGUCACAGCCGCAGCAGCAAGACGGCUAUGGGAUCGCUACCACUACACCUUCUCCAUCCUAUUCGUCCUCGUGACGCUCCUGCCGAUCAACGCGCUUAUCCUCGUCGUCUGGGUCCGCAACCUCGCCGUCGGAUGGCUCGCGCCGUUCUCGUCCGAUCACAACGUCCUCAUGGUUGUCGGGUUCCUCGCGAACGUCGAGGCGCUCCAUAGCGGCAAGAUGCUGCAGCGCAGCGCUGGCGGACGGUACUCGCCAACGGUCACCCUCCUCGCCUUCGUCAUCCCUGCGACAUACUCCUUACUGUACGGCAUUCGCGCCGCGCACAGACUCUACUCGCUCGCCAACUUGUGCUUCCUCUGGCUCGCCCUCGGGACCAGUGACGGCUUCGUCGGCUCGACGGGCGCGAGUCCGACUGCGGGAGACGCCGGGCUCGUCGAUGUGCCGCCUCGUGACGUCAAGCGACGGUGCAGCAGUCCGCCUGAACCGACGGACGACUUGGUGGGCGAGGGCGGCGUCGCACGGAAGGUCGCGACUCUUGGGACCGCGGGCGGGCCCUCAAGACGGUGA
This is a messenger RNA of Rhodotorula toruloides NP11, 3468 nucleotides long. Its product is annotated as glycosylphosphatidylinositol deacylase. NCBI's taxonomy places the organism in Eukaryota, Fungi, Basidiomycota, Microbotryomycetes, Sporidiobolales, Sporidiobolaceae. The transcript has 6 exons. Gene Ontology annotation, biological process: endoplasmic reticulum to Golgi vesicle-mediated transport; GPI anchor metabolic process. Gene Ontology annotation, cellular component: endoplasmic reticulum. The coding region runs from base 1 to 3468 and encodes 1155 amino acids. Gene Ontology annotation, molecular function: phosphatidylinositol deacylase activity. The record is from RefSeq and is a predicted model, not a curated record.